GCAAACAGAGGCGUUUGCGAGGCAACCGACCUUGCUCCAGGAGCGAGGGCAAGUCCCGCCCCUCGCGCCGGUCUCCGGGAGGCGAAGAGCGGAGUUCUGGGCCCUGGUUGGGGGUUUCCGCUGUCACUCAAAGCGGCGGGAGAGCCAGUUCGAGUGUCACGCGGAAGAGUGCCCGGGGCUUCUUUGUUGCCCGGAGGCCGAGCGGCCCCGGCUCUUUUGGAUACAAAACCUUGUCCUUAGAAAACAAUGUCACUUGACUUUGACAGUGGAGCUCUGCAAACUCAGCAUGAAGAAGAAGAGGAGGAAGAAUAUGACCAGGAGGACUAUGCAAGGGAGCAAGAGUUGCAACAGCUAUUGACAGACCUUCCCCAUGAUAUGCUGGAUGAUAGUGGAGACCAACUCUCCAAUUACUCGGACUGCAGUGUACAUGAGGAUGAAGAACAAGCACAUGAACCCUGGCAGCAUGAAGGCAAGUGGAACGACCAUCCACUGAUAACUAUUCCUCAAAAUGGCUGUGAACAAGAGGAGAGGUUGUAUCCUGACCAGUUCCUAUAUGACCGAGGCAACAAUCAUGGUGAAAUGCAUGCCAGUAAUUGGACUGACCUGCACAAUGAGGAUGAAGAGAAAUGCACGUAUGAGAUUAAAGGGAGUUACUCUGGCACCCGUAGUGAAGCAGAUGACACAUACCUUGGCAGAGAUGGUUAUAAUGCACCAAGUCACUACCAACAGAACAGUGUGUACCAUCUCCCAGACAACUUUAGACAGUACACAAAUGGCCAUAAGCAGGAAUUUGCUGGCCAUAACCAGCAAAGCAAAAUAUUGAAUUUUCCUGAUGCUCCAAAGGAACAUCCUAAGCAAUUUGGUACCUCUGAAGUUGUUAGCGGCCAACCAGUGGAAUCUUACAGAGUCACAUAUAAGCCAUAUAAAAAUGGCCUUCAACAAAAUGGCCCUGUAAAACAAGGAACGACAAGAAGAACUGAAGCAUUUGAAGAACUACAACGGGAAUUUUUGGGUACUGAUGAGAAUUCUUCAGACAAUAUGCAGAUUCUUCAGCUUCAGGUUCUUAAUAAAGCAAAAGGAAGGCAACUGGAAGAACUUAAUGAAAAGCUGGAAAAGAGCACCCAGCAGAUAAGGUAUCUGAAUCAUCAACUUGCAAUGGUCAAAGAUGAAAAGGAUGGCUUGGCCCUCAGUCUCCAGGAGUCGCAAAAAUUGUAUCAAGAGGGAAAAGAACGGGAGGUACAUCUUGAAGGUCAAGUAAAAUCACUGGAAGCCCAAAUUCAGGCUCUUGCUGCCAAUGAGGAGAAGAUACUCAAGCAAUCCAAAGUGGCAGAAGUAGCCAUGGAAAGCAUGCAGCAGCAGCUGUUAGAACUUCAGCAUUCAGACUCUCUUCAGCGAGCCAGAGAGCAACACGAGACCAUUGUAGCAGCACUCAAGCAGAAGUACGAAGAGCAAGUAUUAUCCUUGGAACAGCAACUUGACACUACAAAUUCUACGCUACGAGAGCAGAAAGAGCUUUGUUGUCAGCUAGGGGAGCAUGUGAAACAACUCGAAAAAACACUAGAACAAAUCAAAUGCGAAAAAACAGAAAUAAUCAACCGGUUGACAAGAAGCCUCGAGGAAAGCCAAAAGCAGUGUGCAAACUUACUGCAAACAGGCUCCGUACAGGAGACCAGUCAGUUACGGUUCCAGCUACAGCAAGCUCAAUCUGCCCAGCUGAUGAGCAAGAACAUGAACAAGGCUUUGCAGGAAGAGCUAACAGAACUAAAAGAAGAAAUAGUUUUGUAUGAAUCUGCUGCUAAACUUGGAGUAUUUUUGAAUGACACAUGUGGUGAACCACGUGUAGAUAUGAAUGAGUCCUAUGUGGACUUGGGUAUUAAAAAAGUCAAUUGGAAAAAAUCAAGAUUUCACAGGGCAAUACAGAAUAGAGAUAAGGAACUUUCUAAAGAUGAUCUCAUCAUAGAAUUGAAAGCUGAACUAGAACGUUUAUUGAACAGUAACAAAAUGAAGAGAAAUCAAAUUUCUCAGUUACAAAAUGAUCUUAAAGACUGUCAGCGAACAACAGAUAAAUUCCAGCAGUUGCUGAAAGCAGAAAAAAUAGCAAGAGAGUCUGAGACUAAAGUGAAUAAUGUAGAAAAUCAUACUGAUAUCUUAUGGUCCAAUCCUUCUGCUUCUGAUAAUCUUAAGGAAGAAAUUCGGAGACUGCGGGAAACGAAUGAAGCUUUGCAUCAAGAAAUUGAGAAUCAUAGUUCAUCAAUUCAGAAUCUUAAAGCAAAUGAGGAAAAACUGAAAAGUGCAAACCAAGAUUUAUGUAGUCAAAUGAGACAAAUGAUUCAGGACUUUGAUCAGGAUAAGCAGGAAGCCAUUGACAGGUGUGAAAGAACCUAUCAGCAACAUCAUGAAGAUGCAAAAGCCCAGCUUUGGAAAGACCUUCUGGAGAGGCAUGCUGCAGAGAAAGAACAACUUAUUCAGGCGUAUGAAGAGACCAUUUCUCAGUUAAAGGCUAACAUAGAAGCAUUGAACAAGGAGAUAAUUGCAGUGAAAGAAUGUUACAUAGCAGUCUGUGGAGAGAAAGACACCCUGGAAACUACUCUGAGGAGAAAACUUGAGCAAGAACAACAAUCCAAGGAAGAGAAGCUCAAGAAAAAGCUGUUGGAAGAAAAAGAAGAUGCUCUUAACUGCCUGAGGACUGAAUUAGAAGAAAAAUGCAGGAAGUCUAUUAUAGCAGCAAAAAACCAGUGGCUGAAAGAGAGAGAAGUUGUUACAAAGCAACAGGUUGAAACUGAAGUUACAUUAGCCAGAGCCCAAUGGGAAAAAGAAAAAAAAGAGAUCAAAGAACAAGUCAUUGUAGAAAUAGGAAGAGAGUGGAAGCAUAGACUUGAGGAACUUAAGAAAAUUAUAGUUGAACUCAAAGAUUGUGGUAGCCAAACUGACCAAUUAAAUGCUGCAUGUGAAGCAUCCACUGUUCUUGCGAUGUCCCUGUUUGAGAAACAAAAAAUGGAACUUCAGGAGGUGCUUAAAGAGAGAGAGGCUGGAGAAGUCUUGAAAGAACUUGAAACAAAACUGGAGGGGAAACAUUGUGAAACAAUGGCCAGCCAGGUAGAGACAGCUUUAACCCAAGCUCAUGCCAAAUGGCUGCAAGAAUUAACAGAACUUGAAGAGUACAAAGCAAAUUUAAAGGUAGAACGAGAUAAGUGGGAGAAGGAACAUGAAAUCAAAGCAGCAAAACAGCUAUCAUUAGUUCUUUCAGCAGCUGAAGAGAAAUGGAAGAAGGAACUUGAAAAUGCAGAGAAAUCUGGAGCAAGAAUCAAAGAGCUUGAAGAGAAGAUAAUUUCUCUCAGAAGGGAACUGGAGAUCAAGAAAGAUGAGAUCCCGGCAACUGUUAAAGCAGAGGUAGCAAAGGCCCGUGCUCAGUGGAACAAAGGAAAACAAGAAGAAAUCCUCCAAAUACAAGAACAAAAUGAGAGAGACUACCGUUCAUUCUUAGAUGAUCACAGAAAUAAGAUCAAGGAGGUACUUGCAACAGCCAAGGAUGAUCUUGUAAAGCAGAAAAAUGAACUCCUUGCUCAAAAAGAAGCAGAAAUAAAGUCAUGUCUAGACCAAAAGCAACGAGAAUGGACAGCUCAGGAAACCAAACGACUCCAAGAAGAAAUUCACCAACAUAAAGAAAAAAUUCUAGUUGAACUUGAGCACCUAUUAGGAGAAAUCCAUGAAGAACUAGUCAAGAGCACAAAUAAAGAGUGUUCUCAGCAGGAUAACUCUUCCAGUAUCCCCGGGCAGUUAAAUUGCCAAUAUAAAGAGAGGCUGAAGACAUGCCUGGAAAAGGUAUAUAGAGGCACAGUUCACGCACUUCUAGAAAAAGCCAAGCAAGAAUGGAGAGAGAAGCAAGAAGAUUUAGUUAGUAAUUUAAAAAAAAAAGUGUGUUCUUGCAUGAUAAUUGGGGAAGAAGAAACUGGUGACAAGGCAAGACCACCUGUGUAUGAUGUUGGACACCAACUUGAAAUACAUAGAAUAAUGGGAAGUCAGAUGCCUUUGCAGGAGACUGAAAUGGAGAAAGAUCAGAAAAGUAAGAAAAGGAACCUUUCCUGUGAAUGCUGUUGCCAAGACCUUGAAACAAAGGAGCGAGAAUGCCAGGAUCUAAAAAAGAAGCUAGAGAAAACCUGUAGACAUCUCCAGCUUGCAGUAAGGGAGCACAAAGCUAAGGCUGAGCAAAUUCAAGAAAAUGAAAGAGUUUUGGAGGCUUUAAUGGAAGAAAACUCUGAGAUGAAGACUAAACUCAAAGAUCUGAGAACGUGUGACACCCCACCCAGGUCAUUGUCUGAAGGGGCCAUUUCAAGACCUUGUGCAUCUUUUGAUGGUCUGAAAGGACUGGAAGAAAUGCGUGCUCAGUACAUUAAAGCUGUAGGCAAAAUUAAGAGUGACAUGCUUCGCUAUAUCCACGAGAGUAAAGAGAGAGCAGCUGAAAUGAUUAAAGCAGAGGUUUUAAGGGAGCGCCAGGAGACUGCCCGGAAAAUGCGCAAGUACUACUUAAUUUGUCUUCAGCAACUUCUCAGUGAUCAUGGGAAAUAUGAAGGAGCUGAAAAGAAAAUCAUGAACGCUGCUAGCAAGCUUGCAACAAUGGCUAAAGUGCUUGAAACACCUGUUCGGAAUACACCCCAGAGCAAAAAUACCCACUCCGUCCUGCCACUAAAUUCUGAACUGCCAACUGGAGUUGAGCAAUCAAAAAGGAAUUACAUGCAUCAGAGUAGGCCAACCCAUAUGGAAAGCAAAUCAUGUGGCAGAAGUAUUGCCAAAAAAGCUAGUGAUCAAGUUGUUCAGAAACGUGUACCUUAUAACUUGAGACAGCAGCUUGAUGCAGCACAGGCUGAAACACUGUCUCUGCUUCAUGGAGGAAUGACUUUGGAUAUCCAGAAUGGGAGCACUGCUAAACAACUAGCUGAUACUCCAAGAAAUGCCAUGUCAGAAAUUCACCCUUAUGAACAUGAAAGAAGAAACAAAACUGUCUGUGUUUCAAAUACAGACAGAGGCCUGAUAAAUGCCACUAGCAUUACAGCACUUCAGCAGGCACCCACAUGUGUUUCUCAAAUGAAGCUUGGAAACUUACAUAUAUCCAGCAAUAUAAAUGGCCUUUCCGACUCUAGGCCAUCUCCUAUACUGUUUGAAAGGCAGAAUGAAAGACCAGCAUUAAAAGAAGUUAAAUGUUACCAGCCAAAUGGAAAUUGGAAGACUGCAUCUGAGAGGACUCAAGAUUUUGAUGUUCAAGAAGCCCCAGUAAGGGAUGAAGGAGGCUGCACUGACUGGAGUUCAAUUAGUGGAAGCCUAAAUUUGGAUAGUGCAACAGGUGAUACAUGCCUGUUGUAUCCUGUGCAGAAAACAAACUCUAAUACAUUGGUACAACUCAGAUCCUAUGAACAGUCUUCUAUGACCAGUCUGUUUUCUGAUGAAGAUACUGGACCUUUUUGUAAAGAACUUAGUAGUCAUGAAACCAAGAUUCUCGGUGCAAAAAACAGACACUCACUUCACUGUAAAGACCAUCAAGAUGUGAACUCAGGGUGUACUUCAUACCAAAUUUCUGACAAAGCCAGUUCUGCACUUGUACAAGUCAGUGUGACACCAUAUUCAAAUGUAGGAAAAGGCCACAACCAACAUUUAAGAAAAGCAGUGCCAGAUGCUAAAUCAUUUCAGCAAGAUAGUGGCUUUGAUAGUCCAUUUGCUAACUUGGACUAGCGUGUGUAAUUCUUUAUCCUAGAAGAAUAUAUUUAAAUGGAAACUGGUGGUGUGAGGGAAACCUAUUAGAAAUGUGUGGGUUCUGUCCAGUCUGUGUUCUGUUGCAUGACUCGACCUGUUGUAUGAACACACAAAUUGUAUAAAAUUAAUUGAAAUAUUGAUGUAGGUUUUUGUUUGUCAUCUGGCUUUUGUUGUGUACAUUAUUUUUUAUCUAAGUGUGUGAACUUGUUGAAUAGAAUCUAUUUUUAUACCUCAAGAUUGGCUUGCAGUGCAAUGUCACAUUUUUAUUUAUCUAAAAAUAAAACUACUUUCAUUUGUGGUCACUUUUUAAAAAAAAAGUUGGUACAAAAGUUCCUUUCAGAUUUUAGUGCUGUGUUUCGGGACUUGUUUGAUAUCCAAACAUUUCAUCUUGAAAGAUCCCUGUAAGCAGGAUAGCCCUGUAAUUUGUAGAUACAAAUUUAUGCAAAUGUAAUGUGUGCUUAUUUUUAUGUAUAUAUGUAUUAUAACCAGAAUCAAACUCUAAGUAUGUCCUCCUCUUGAAUACAGUGAAAAGUAAUUCAUUUUUGAUGGGGAGGAAAAAGAUCUUAGUUCUUUCUGUACCUAGGGCACAGAACUUUCUUUAAAUAGGCUGCAACCUUUACAACUUUCCUAAAUCGGUUCUCAUUCUAUAGGUUUAGUAAUAUUCCUGUUGACACCCAAUACUUCCUUUUUAAAGGCUUUCUCUCCCCCGCCCC
Alligator sinensis (Chinese alligator) is the source of this 6458-nucleotide messenger RNA. RefSeq names its product centrosomal protein 152 (gene CEP152). Bases 247 to 5724 code for a protein of 1825 amino acids. The record is from RefSeq and is a predicted model, not a curated record. The transcript is spliced from 28 exons. NCBI's taxonomy places the organism in Eukaryota, Metazoa, Chordata, Crocodylia, Alligatoridae. Gene Ontology annotation, biological process: centriole replication. Gene Ontology annotation, cellular component: centrosome.